Molecule: messenger RNA, 1032 nt
Organism: Cutaneotrichosporon cavernicola
Lineage: Eukaryota; Fungi; Basidiomycota; Tremellomycetes; Trichosporonales; Trichosporonaceae
Exons: 5
Coding region: 1-1032 (343 amino acids)
Source: RefSeq, a predicted model, not a curated record
AUGCCCUCUGGAAACACCACUUGCACCUGUACGACUGGCGGCCCCUGCGCCUGCGGACCCAACUGCGGCUGCGCCGGCGGCAAGCCGAAGAAGGGCUUCAUGGGCAAGAUGAAGAAGCUCUUCUCCACCGGCGACGCCAAGGUAGCAGCCGCAGGUGGAGCAGCCGGCGCCGCAGCGGGUGGAGUCACAACGGCAGUCUCGGGCGCCGGUGCCCCGACCACGGGCGCGACCGCCGCCCCGUCCGCGACGGGUCCUAUUACCUCGCAGGCUGCCGUGACGGCCGGCGACCAGCCCAAGGAAGGCAUGGACAAGUCAGGCGGUAUGCCCGGCGGCUUCCCGGGCGCAAACGACGGCGCUGCAACUCCCGGUGGACCGCACGCUUGUGCUGGCGGAUGCAGUUGCGCCGCUGGGCAAUGCACCUGCGAAAACUGCCCCAGCACCAACCUCAAGAAGGGAUGCUCGUGCGCGGCCGCUGGGGCUACGUGCACGUGUCCCGCUGAUGUCGAGUGCGUCCCGGGACAGUGUCCUUGUGCAACCUGCCCCAAGCCCGGCACCAGUGCUGCUGGUGCUGGUGGUGCCCCUGUCGCUGCUGGUGCUGCUGGUGCUGCUGGUGUCGCCGCCGUCGCUGGCGGUGCCGCUGUCGCUGCGCGCAGCGCGGGCGGUUGCAGCUGUGGACCUGAGUGCAAAUGUGGCCAGAACCCGUGCACUUGUGGCCAGAAGGACGCCGCUGCGGCAGGCGGUUGUGGUUGCGGACCCGAGUGCAAGUGUGGCCAGAACCCGUGCACUUGUGGCCAGACGGCCGCUGCGGUUCCUGCGGCGACUGGCGCAGCCAAGGUCACGACGACGCACGCCAUGACGACCGAGAACGGGUGCCAGUGCGGCUUUGGCUGCAACUGCGGCCCCGAGGCUUGCGGUUGCCCCGCGGCGCCAAAGGACGCCGUCGCUCUCCCCGGUGCUGGUGGCGCCGACCACGGAUGCAAGUGCGGAGCUGGGUGCCAGUGUGGGCCUGGCGCGUGCAAGUGCGGGCAGUAA